This is a messenger RNA of Cylicocyclus nassatus, 2593 nucleotides long. Lineage: Eukaryota; Metazoa; Nematoda; Chromadorea; Rhabditida; Strongylidae. The record is from the annotation of a GenBank genome assembly.
AUGCUCGCUACAGAUAUUGAGAUAGAACUGGCCGCAAUAGGAAGACUUGCAACAAAAAAUCAGAGAAGCAUAAGGAAGAUUCUACAUAGACACAUACUGCGUGCCGGAUUUCCAUACGCUGAAGAAAAAGCAAGUCACAUCGCAAACGAUAAGCCAGACGAACAUAACAAUGACGAGAAGAAUAGUGAAAAUGAUGGAUAUCGCGAGUUCGAGGCUGAAGACACUGAUGUACUACCAGCUGUUGCAGAUGAGAGUCUGACCUUCGCACAGGUCACACUACCAGGAUUGCCUCUGGCAAAGGCAUGCAAUGACAUGAGCGAGGAGCGCCAUCUUCAGAAGUUACUAUCAUAUAAGGACAAUGAGAAGAGAGAAAUCUAUGAGCUUCAUCCAGUACCAGUGCCAGUAAAGAUCAGUUUAAUAACACUUUCCAUUGGCCUGCACUAUAGUUUAGACCUAUCUACUUCACCUUUUGGAAGCCGCUCCACAGGAACGAUUCCUGUGUUCAAUCGCGUUCAGGAAGUCUACAAGAUGGAUACACUCAUAACGGAUACUCAACUCAAUGAAACACUGCCGCAUACCGAUGCUAAUGAAAAGAAACAGAUUGGCUAUGAUGAAAAGAGUUCACCGUUUGGACUUAACGGGAAGUCUACGUCUAUGGAGCCAGAUAAAGUGGAGAGUCUUAAACACAUCGCACGAUCUAAUCCGACAGCCCCUCUCGUGAAAAAUGAAAAUUCUCCAGCCAAAGAAAACAAGGAUGAAGUUCAAGGACCGAAUGUCGAGCAGAUCAGCUGGCAAAAUCCUCCAACAAAAAUCAACAAAGCGAAAGUGUACUUUAUUAUUAUCUACUUGUUUAUGCUGAUAGUGAUGGUAACUCCUAUCCUGCAUCUGGAAAUAUUUGUUGGACAAUAUUGCCAAGCUGGUAUCAUCAAAGCAUGCCAGUUUUAUGGGCCGGCCUACGAAGGCGUUGGUGUCGUUGUGGUAUUUAUAUCUGUGCUCUUUGCGUUGCAACCAAACCAGCGCUCAUAUAUAAAUUUGAAACAUAUGUGGAAUCUUGCUUCAAAUCCGGCAUCUAUAGUAUCGUGCCGGAAAACCGAACUAAAUGAUCCCACUUUGGCCAAUUACUGCACAUCUACGUAUGACACCAAAUAUUGCAAAGACACUGGGCAAGGAGUGUUUUUCUAUGGUGACAAUUGUACCAACGACGUUUUUUCCAUCGGAACACAAAUCAAGGCAUCCUCUCUUUAUUACGAACACCUUACCUUACCUCCCAAUGCUGAUUUUGAUCUUCAUCGUCUCUUUUAUAGUUUCUUCAUCUACUGUUCCCUUGCACUCUGGGGUGUGUGCGGAUUUAAAGUGAUUCGAAUUGUCGCCGCAUUGUCCUAUGUGCUGUUUGCAAUCUUUUAUAUCAUCACCGCAAUACAGUACAUGUCUAUAGCAAAGUUUGGUGCAUUCAUCGGUGCAAUUCUUGAUGCAACUAAUGCUGAAGUUCUCUUCAACAUUGAGACAUAUAUAUUCGCUUUUCAUGCUAGCAUACUGGCACUGGGUGUUGGCACAUCUGGAAUUUUAUGCACAUCAUCAUUUCGAAAUAAAAACAACGAUACUUUUGCGCUUACUUAUGGAAUUAUGGCCAACCAUCUGGUUGUGGCCACACUCAGCAUUUUUAUGUAUCUUAGCAUAAUUAGCUCCCUUGGCUCCACAGGAGGUCAUUUUUUUGGCUCGGAAGAACGUGUACAUGGUUCAAGUGAUUUUUCUAAAGGUCACCAUUUUGUCAUUGCCACGGUAACAGAAGUCCUAAUGGAGAAUAACAAAUCUACAUUUUGGGCAAUAUUACACAUCGGCUGCAUGUCCAUGAUUGGUACCAUCAACUUUUGCGGGCACAUGCUUACAAUCUGUGCUGAAGUUCGUGACAGAGUAGAGCAUCACCGACAACUAUGGACAGCAUGGGCAUUGAUUGCAUUCUGUUUGAUGGCAUUUCUUAUGUCUGUGCCUCGAUCAAUAACGAGCAUUGGUGCUAUAUGGGAUCAAGUUUUGAACCAUUUCACUAAGUAUAUGCUUUUCCUCACAGUAGCAAUGAUGGUGAUAGUAUUUGUACUGAUUUAUGGUACACGCGAAUAUGCCAUUGAUCUCUUACAGCUUUAUCCUAUAAAGGACGGAUAUCGACCAUGGAACUCACCGGCGCACCCUUUUCAUCUCAAAAUUUUUGACUUCGUGGUAUUCAUCUUACUCACAUUAAUGGUAGCAUAUUAUGGUUAUUCAUUAGCAUCGUUUGAUAAUGAUGCAGCUUUCGUAGUGUCCCACAUCUUAAUUGGAGUAAUACUAGCUUCUAUAAUUGGAUGCUUUGCGUACAAUGCUUAUGGCAGUAUAAAGAAAGAUGAGGCCAUUUCUAUGCUUUUCUUCGUAACACCUGAGCAUCCGUCGUAUUGGAGGAUAACCUCACUUGGAAAUGGUAUGGAAGAGGUUAGCGGGGAAUUGGUCUCUCCACGAAAAAUGGACUAGUGUAGUUCUCAUUAAUUAAUGGAUAUUGAAACGAAAUUAUCACAACACCUAUUCAUUGCGUGCAUGGAAAUUUAUACAAUGUUGCGAUCAAUUUCUG